AUGUUGUUGCAUCUGCUCUUUGGGUUAUCCGUCGCCGUUGGGCUGUCGGCGGCGGAAAGGGGCCUGCCUUUUGAUUUCCCAUUCUCUCAGACUCCAACAAGAUUCAAUAUCCGCGUGGAUUCGGAACUGGUGGAUUUCGCCAAAAGCCGGGCUGCCUCUUAUCGCCCCUCUUACGGUAUCUCCGAUGAAUGGACCAAAGAAGGCCCCCCAGCGGCAUCCAUGGCUGAGCUAUCAACAUUCUGGGCCGAACACUAUAACUGGUCGGAAGUAGAAGACCGUAUGAACAAGCGUGAUCACUUCUCGGUUGUGAUUCCUGGUGCAGCAGGUUAUACUGGCGAUAUCCCCAUUCAUUUUGUGCACCACCGUUCUAUGAAUGAUAGUGCCAUCCCUCUUCUACUUCUCCACGGCUGGUCAUCGACUCAUCUGGAAUGGGACAAGAUCAUUGAUCCUCUCGCUCAAUUGUUCCACCUCGUCACCCCUGACCUCCCUGGUUAUGGUUUCAGCCCGGCACCUACGGAGAGUGGAAUGGAUGCUCGAACCAUGGGUGCCGCUUAUGAUGUGCUCAUGAAAGAGCUUGGUUAUGGAACUUAUGGUGUGGUGGGCACGGAUGUUGGAUACUUCGUUUCCAGCUGGAUGAUGUCAGACGUGCCUGAUAGCAUCAUCGGACACUUCUUAGACUUUAUGCUCGUGCCGCCAACGCAAGACGACAUCGAUCGGUAUUCUGGGAAUCAGACGACACCAGAAGAGAAUGCAUACCUUGGAUCCUUCACUGCGUUUGAAUCAGACCACUCUGUGUAUUCUGCCGUGCAGGCUCAGAAGCCAUUGGCCUUGAGUCUCUCAAUGGGUGACAGUCCCGUUGGGUUUGCCGGCUGGCUAUGGGACCUGAAAUACGCCGGCAGCGAUGGAUACCAGUAUACAAUGGAGGAACUCAUUACGGAAGCAUUCACGUUGUGGAUACAGGCGCCUUACGGUGCGAUGCGAUCCUACCUGGAAACGCUGAUUGUAAGCCUUGGACAUACCACCAGCGGUUCAAAAAGUUGGAAUAAGUAG
Messenger RNA from Aspergillus oryzae RIB40, 1050 nucleotides. RefSeq names its product epoxide hydrolase family protein. The transcript has a single exon. NCBI's taxonomy places the organism in Eukaryota, Fungi, Ascomycota, Eurotiomycetes, Eurotiales, Aspergillaceae. Gene Ontology annotation, biological process: epoxide metabolic process. The coding region runs from base 1 to 1050 and encodes 349 amino acids. The record is from RefSeq and is a predicted model, not a curated record. Gene Ontology annotation, molecular function: epoxide hydrolase activity.